GGAACGAAAAAGCUUCACGACUUUCGCGAGAGAAAACACACAACCAGAGCAAGAAAACAAAAACGACCACAGAGAGAGAGAGAGAGAGAGCAUUCAUUCGAAAUCCCUCGCCUCUCUCCUCUCUCCUCUCUCAUCUCGGCCGCUGCCUCCUCACCUCGCCAACCAUCGCCGCCGCAGGCCCCUAGCCGCAAGCGGGCGGGAUCAGGGCGGCCGAGCCGGCCCAUUCCGUCCCCUCUUCAGCCGAGGACCAUAUAAUUCCAAGACCCUGAUGAUGGCCACAGCUGGUUAUAUUGAUGAUUCCUGUUCUGAGGUUAUUGAUCCCCCAAAGACUGAGGUACUGGAUGUUACUGAACUCACUGGUGACCAUAUUCAGCAGCCACCAAAACCAAAUGUGGUGGUGUCUAGCAGUGUGCGUGAUCUUCUGGAAUGUCCAGUCUGCUUGAGUUCCAUGUAUCCUCCUAUUCAUCAGUGCUCUAAUGGUCAUACAUUGUGCUCGGGAUGCAAACCAAGGGUUCAUAAUCGCUGUCCAACUUGUAGACAUGAACUGGGUAACAUAAGAUGCCUUGCUCUCGAGAAGGUGGCUGCAUCUCUUGAACUUCCAUGCAAGUACCAGAGCUUUGGGUGCUCAGGCAUAUAUCCUUACUACAGCAAGCUGAAGCAUGAGUCUCAGUGCCAGUAUAGGCCUUAUAGCUGUCCAUAUGCUGGAUCUGAAUGCACAGUUGCUGGUGACAUUCCGUACUUGGUAAAUCACUUGAAAGAUGAGCACAAAGUUGACAUGCACAAUGGCUGCACCUUCAACCAUCGCUAUGUCAAGCCAAACCCUCAUGAAGUCGAGAAUGCCACCUGGAUGCUUACGGUGUUUAGCUGCUUUGGCCAAUACUUCUGCUUACACUUUGAAGCCUUUCAGCUUGGCAUGGCACCUGUCUACAUUGCCUUCCUGAGAUUCAUGGGAGACGAUGCAGAAGCAAAGAACUACAGCUACAGCCUGGAGGUGGGAGGCACCGGACGCAAGAUGAUCUGGCAAGGGGUGCCACGGAGCAUCAGAGACAGCCACCGUAAGGUCCGUGACAGCUAUGACGGGCUGAUCAUCCAGCGGAACAUGGCUCUGUUUUUCUCGGGAGGGGACAGGAAGGAGCUCAAGCUGCGGGUCACUGGGAGAAUCUGGAAGGAGCAGUAGGAUAAUCAGGUAGUCCACCCUCUUCAGCCUUCGCGCUGUCCUGACCUCCUGAGGUCACGAAUCACAUUAGCAAGAGCUGUAGCCGCAUGCAGGAACCGACGAUUCGCAUUUUUUUUUUAGCCUGCUCUAGUUUGCUAUUGUCUUUUGGCUUCUGUAACCUGGUGCCGGUGGAUGUAGCACAUCUCAUGUAAACCAGGACGGUACUGAUGUAGAAUUGGUAGAGAUCUCUUCGAUUUGAACUGUCCAGGAGCUGCCAUUCUGUGGUAUAGGAGAAUCUAAUGGCAACUCAUGAGAUGCGUAUGAUA
Panicum hallii is the source of this 1482-nucleotide messenger RNA. RefSeq names its product E3 ubiquitin-protein ligase DIS1. The transcript is spliced from 4 exons. NCBI's taxonomy places the organism in Eukaryota, Viridiplantae, Streptophyta, Magnoliopsida, Poales, Poaceae. Gene Ontology annotation, cellular component: cytoplasm. Gene Ontology annotation, biological process: ubiquitin-dependent protein catabolic process; multicellular organism development. The record is from RefSeq and is a predicted model, not a curated record. Bases 269 to 1177 code for a protein of 302 amino acids. Gene Ontology annotation, molecular function: ubiquitin protein ligase activity; protein binding; zinc ion binding.